Messenger RNA from Penicillium nucicola, 1521 nucleotides. RefSeq lists its product as uncharacterized. Gene Ontology annotation, biological process: transmembrane transport; carbohydrate transport. Bases 1 to 1521 code for a protein of 506 amino acids. The transcript has 3 exons. Lineage: Eukaryota; Fungi; Ascomycota; Eurotiomycetes; Eurotiales; Aspergillaceae. The record is from RefSeq and is a predicted model, not a curated record. Gene Ontology annotation, molecular function: carbohydrate:proton symporter activity. Gene Ontology annotation, cellular component: membrane.
AUGGCAACGAAAGCUGAUGCGGCUCCUCCUCCGACGGAGGUUCCCCUGGAAGCAUUCAAGCUUCUGCCCAAUAAUACCGAUAAAAAUUGGAUCAAGGACAAGGGAUUGCGGAAGCUGAAUCUUGGGAUCCUGUUUACGUUCUCAACUGCUUGCUCAUCUGGGUAUAUUGCAAGUCUAGUUAAUAGCCUGCUGGUAUUACCUCAGUUUGAUAUGAUCAUUGGCGGCUUGAACCCCAAUAUAGUUGGUCUAAUCAUUGCCGGUACCUCCUUAGGAGCCUUUCUAGCAUUCGUGCCAGCGUCCUAUAUCGCAGAUAGAUAUGGGCGCAAGGUCUGCGUUGGAAUCGGGUGCUGCCUGGUCAUUGUCGCAACAAUCAUCCAGACUAUUCUAAAGGAUCACUGGGCUUUCUUCGGCAUGAGAGUGCUGUCCGGCAUGGGCAUGGGCAUUUCCCAAACUGCUGCUCCUCUCCUGAUCACCGAAGUUGCACACCCACGCCAACGACAAACUGCGACUGCGUUUUACAAUGCGACUUGGUGCCUAGGCGCUAUUGGUGCGGCUGCCGUGACAUAUUUGACUAUUAGUCUGGAAAGCAGCUGGUCUUGGAGAAUCCCUUGUUUGAUGCAGGUGACAUAUCCGAUCAGUCAGUUAUUUGGACUGGUUUUCUUUAUACCAGAGAGUCCUCGAUGGCUCAUAUCGAAAGGCCAGAAAGAAGAGGCUUUGGUUAUCUUGGCCAAAUACCAUGCAAACGGAAAGAUGGACGAUGAGUUGGUUCAUCAUGAAUUCUGUCAGAUUUGCGACAUCAUUGACGCCGAAGCGGCCCAGCGUAGAAGCUGGAAAGCCUUCUUCUCAUCCAAAGGCGAUGUGCAUAGGUUGUCAAUUUGUGUAUUGGUCGGACUGAUGCAAGAAUGGGCUGGAAAUGGGAUCCUGUCAUAUUACCUCGCACCCACUCUCGCAUCCGUGGGAAUUACCAAGUCUUCAGACCAAGCCGCAGUCAACGUGAGCCUUCAAGUCUGGAACUUCCUCCUCUCGGCGGUUGGAUCGAUGGCUUCAGAGCGAUACGGUCGACGUGUCCUAUGGCUUCUGUCCACGGCAGGAAUGCUGUUGUUCCUCUCCUUGGCCACACUGGUAGCUGGCUUAUUCGCAGAACAGCACCUUGCAGCUGCAGGCAUAGCUGUGGUCCCCUUGCUGUUCAUCUUUUUCGCCUUCUACGACAUGGCGUAUGCCCCUCUUUUCAUCUCGUAUCCAGCUGAGAUCCUACCGUUUCGUCUGCGUGCCAAGGGUCUUGCGGUUACAUUGUCAGUCGAUGCUGCUGCAUGUUUCUUCAACCAAUAUGUGAAUCCGGUGGCGUUCACUGCGCUCCAGUGGAAGUAUUAUUCGGUCUAUAUAGGCUGCCUGGUUGUCUUCCUGGGGCUGGUAUAUUUGCUCUUCCCAGAAACCAAGGGCCGGUCUUUGGAAGAGGUUGCGAUGAUCUUCGAGACUGAGGAAGAACAUCCAGACAGCGCAAAAUCCGCGGAUGUAAAGUAG